AUGUUUACACUUGAACAAUUUCUUCAAAAUACAACAUGGAAUCCAACAUUAGAUGAUGCUGGAGAAGCCGGAAAGAAAAUUCUUCAUAUGCGUCUUCAAGUCAAACCGGGAACAACACCCGAAAACUUGAAUAUUACACUCAAUGGACACGAUUUACGCGUUAACUUCGAAAAUAAAGCUGGACCGGAAUAUAAACAAGUGACAGUAUGGCCAACAGCUGAUUUGGAGAAAUUAAAAACUGAAUUGAAAGGUGAUGGAUACCUUCAUAUCACAGUACCAAUUCGAGUUUAG
Molecule: messenger RNA, 291 nt
Organism: Adineta ricciae
Lineage: Eukaryota; Metazoa; Rotifera; Eurotatoria; Adinetida; Adinetidae
Source: the annotation of a GenBank genome assembly